AUGCCUCCCCCAAAUCCCGCCAAUGAUGAAGCUCAUCAGCGCCUGUUGAACACCCUCGAUAUUUCAGUUGGCCCUAAGCCCUUCCGCAACCCACACUGGAAGCCCUCCCAGCGCCGCAACAAGAACGUGAAGCAGAUCGUCUCUGAGGCUUCCCGAAAGGAAGCUUCAGUGUUGGCCACUCAAGCCAACUCGGGCGCAACCACACCAGGCCUUGGUACAUCCGCCACCGAUAGCGAGCAAACCCCGGCCGAAGUGGUUACACCGAACCUCUCCCAGGCUACCCAGAACCUGUCGACCCUCGUCUUGGAAAGGAACGCCCGGGCGGGACUCCCAAGCGGGCCUGCUGUGACCUACACGAACAUUGAGUCGGCCCCCUCGCUGAAUCCAGCCUACCAACAGCAUUACUGCGACAUCACAGGACUGAAGGGACCCUACACGGAUCCCAAGACCCGCCUGCGGUAUCACGAUAAGGAGAUCUACAAGGUGAUCCGGUCUCUGGCACAGGGUGUUCCCGAGAACUACCUCGAGGCCCGUGGAGCUCACACCAUCCUGAAGUAA
Messenger RNA from Penicillium canescens, 558 nucleotides. RefSeq lists its product as uncharacterized. Gene Ontology annotation, cellular component: Ino80 complex. The transcript has a single exon. Lineage: Eukaryota; Fungi; Ascomycota; Eurotiomycetes; Eurotiales; Aspergillaceae. The record is from RefSeq and is a predicted model, not a curated record. Bases 1 to 558 code for a protein of 185 amino acids. Gene Ontology annotation, biological process: chromatin remodeling.